UAGGUUUUGAUUUUGGUCAAGCUGCUCUGAGGUGAAAAGCAUGCUGGGAUAGCUGUCAUGGCGGGAUGUUUAGAAGGGUGAGCUUACAGUAAGCUUAACAGUGGCGAUGAGGCCAGUGUCCAGUCUGAGACUGAGCCCCAGCGUCAAAGUCAAACUGGUUUCUGCUGGUUUCCGGUUCACUUCAGACCUGCGGGGCCUCGAACCGCUGCAGCUCAGCAAAGAGGCCAGUCUGUGCCAGCUGGAGGCGCUGGAGGUGCUGCAGGCUGUGAGGAGAGUGGGAGGAGGUGAUGAAGGAGGAGGAGGAACGUCAGCCUCUCUGACAGCUCUUGAGCUUCUGCAGAAGGAGGACGAGGAGCUGAGGAGCAUCGUGACUUUCUCCUCUCAGCUGGAUGCCGCGCUCGGAGGAGGACUUCCUGUCGGAAAAAUGAUAGAAAUCUGUGGAGCACCAGGAGUUGGAAAGACACAACUGUGCCUGCAGCUGGCGGUGGACGUUCAGGUGCCUCCUUGUUUUGGGGGAGUCGGAGGUCAGAUGGUCUACAUCGACACUGAGGGCAGCUUCCUGCUUCAGAGAGUCGUGGACAUCGCAACUGCCGGCGUCCGACACUGCUCCCUAUUGGCUGAGGAUGACGAGCAACGAGUUGCUAUGGAGACAUUCACUGUGGAAACCAUCCUGUCCAACAUGUUCCUGGUGCGUUGCCAUGACUAUGUGGAGCUCUUGGCUGAACUCCGACUGCUCCCUGGCUUCCUGUCUGCCAACCCAAGGGUCCGCCUCCUGGUGAUUGACAGCUUGGCAUUUGUCUUCCGACGGCACUUUGAUGACCUGUCACAGAGGACUCGCCUCCUUAACAACCUUGCCCAACAGCUCAUCAGUAUGGCAACCAGACACGAAAUGGCUGUGGUGAUAACCAACCAGAUGACCACCCGUCUGCGGGGUGGCCAAUCACAGCUGGUCCCCGCCCUAGGGGAGAGUUGGGGCCACGCCCCCACCAUCAGGCUGCUACUACAUUGGGUGGGGCACCGGCGGAUGGCUGCCAUCUUUAAAUCUCCAGGUCACAUGGACUCGACCAUCCAAUACCAGAUUACCUCUGAGGGGUUCAGAGACGCUGACCAAUGCGAGCAGCUGCAGAGCAAACGGCCCCGAAGACACACCAACCAACCAGCUGCCAGCCAGGGAGUCAGCAGCUGCUGAUUGGUCAGAGACUGUCAGUCCAUCAGAGGAUGAGCUGAGUUUGUUUUUUAAAACUUUUAUCUUCAGUUUAAAACAUAAAGUUAACAUGUUUCAAUAAUAAAGUGCAAGUUAUUCAACUGCUCAGUCUGACCAAAUUCAUCAAUGAUCACUACAGAUCAGAUUAUUAAACAUUUGAUCAGUCUGAUCAUUAUGCUCAGAUUAUUGAUCCAUCGCCUUGCGCUUCCCUUCACAGACUCGUUAUAGUCAUCAGACCUGAUUAGUCCAUGUUUUGUUGUUUUUGAAACAAUGACAAUAAACAUCUGUUCAAUUCUA
Molecule: messenger RNA, 1501 nt
Organism: Acanthopagrus latus (yellowfin seabream)
Lineage: Eukaryota; Metazoa; Chordata; Actinopteri; Spariformes; Sparidae
Gene: rad51c
Product: RAD51 paralog C
Exons: 4
Coding region: 107-1189 (360 amino acids)
Biological process (GO): reciprocal meiotic recombination; meiotic DNA recombinase assembly; DNA repair
Cellular component (GO): replication fork; Rad51B-Rad51C-Rad51D-XRCC2 complex; Rad51C-XRCC3 complex
Molecular function (GO): four-way junction DNA binding; ATP-dependent DNA damage sensor activity; ATP hydrolysis activity
Source: RefSeq, a predicted model, not a curated record